CUGCGCCGCACGUUACCGCGCAUUUUCCUCGUGUUUCCCCAAAAACAACGAAUAAAUAAGUGAUGCGAACAUUACUGACACACAAAUAAAUAUCGUAGUAAAUAAUUUUAUUAUGAAUCCAUGAACUUAACCAUGUGAGGCCAACAUUGAAAAAGUGAUCAUAAAGGAGAGCGUCGAAGUUUUGAACAGAAAUGAAAAAGGGAAAAGGUCACAAACCUGAUGAUUGCGUGCAACGUUGUGGAUGAAUUGCGAGGAUGGCGAACGCAACGGCGACGGACGCUUAUUGUGUGCCCGGUGCCACAAAUUUUAACAAAGCGUACAGUAGACUACAUGGCUACAUCGCCAUAGUUAUAUGUAUUAUUGGAUCUGCGACUAAUUCUAUUAACAUAGCAGUACUCAGCCGCCGGGAAAUGAUCAGUUCAACAAAUUCUAUUCUCACUGGCCUCGCUGUUGCAGAUCUCCUCGUGAUGCUGGAAUAUAUUCCCUAUGCUUUGCACAUGAACAUCAAAAUAGGACCACAAGUUAAUAAAAACACAUAUACUUGGGCAGUUUUUGUAUAUUUUCAUUCAAUUUUUAGUCAAACGUUUCAUACGAUAUCAAUCUGGCUAGCAGUAACUUUAGCAGUCUGGCGGUUUGUUGCUAUCGCUUACCCGCAAAGGAACAGAACCUGGUGUAGUAAAAAAAACACGACUCUAGCGAUAGUAAGCGCUUACAUAAUUUGUCCGUUCCUAUGUCUUCCGAUAUACUUUGCGAUGAAUAUAGUGCCGAGUGAAGUGACACCGCACAAUAAUUCAGAAUUCGCCGAAGACUUAUCUUUACCACAAAACCGGACGGUGUAUGUGUUAGAAAUGUCUAAAAACAAAGAAUUAGUGACUGCAAUCAUGUGGAUAUACAGUGUUAUUUUGAAACUCGUUCCUAGUAUCGCCUUGUCUGUACUGAGUACUUGUUUGAUAUCGAAGUUGACGUCAACAGAAAGAAGAAGGCAAAAGUUGCUGAAGAGAUCGACGAUCGGAUCCAAUGAGGCUGAGAAACAAUCGUUGGCUGACGAGUCAUCAGCGCGAAGGUCGAGCCGGACUGAUCGAACAACGAGGAUGUUGCUAGCGGUCCUUGGACUUUUUCUAUCAACCGAAGUACCUCAAGGUCUCUUAGGCCUUGCAAGCGCAUUAGCACCGGACUUUUUUAAAAGCUGCUACAGUAUGUUCGGUGACCUAAUGGAUGUGUUGGCACUAUUCACGUCUUCAGUGAACUUCGUGCUGUACUGUAGUAUGAGUAGGCAAUUCAGGUGUACCUUCGCUCGACUAGCUCGACGGAUGCUGUACGCAGCUGAAGAACCGGCCAAAUUCGGUACUAAGCUGGAACCCACAACGCAGGUCACCGGUCCGCUAUAGCGACCGAUCCCCGCCCUCACCAGGGUGGUGGAGAGUAUUAUAUAGAUUUAACAGGUUUAUCCCGCCCUCUAAUACUAUAGAGUAAGAUCGAUGGAAUAGGUGUAAUCUUUGUAAAAUAAUAUUAUUACUAUUACAAUUUUAAUCUUACCAUUUUUACCAGUACAUUAAGAUUAUAUAAUUAUCAAUAAUUAUAUUUAUUACUUGUAAAUUUUGUAAAGUGUGUUAUAUAAUUUCUUAUGUAUGUACAUACUCUGUGUAAGUUCUAGUUAUUGGGUCUUUUGAGCCGAGACGCAAAAACUAGAUGAAGUUAUAUUUAAAUUUAUAGUUAAAAAAUAUUUUAUUAUAAGCUAACCGUUGUUAGUUAAAUGUUAGGGUCCAAAAUGUGUUUUUUUAAUCAUAGGGUUGUAUACGUUAAAAAAGUGUAUUAUUAUUUUACAAUACUUUA
Messenger RNA from Vanessa atalanta (red admiral), 1833 nucleotides. RefSeq names its product G-protein coupled receptor dmsr-1-like (gene NGR-A13). Gene Ontology annotation, molecular function: G protein-coupled peptide receptor activity. The transcript is spliced from 6 exons. Bases 255 to 1388 code for a protein of 377 amino acids. The record is from RefSeq and is a predicted model, not a curated record. Lineage: Eukaryota; Metazoa; Arthropoda; Insecta; Lepidoptera; Nymphalidae. Gene Ontology annotation, cellular component: membrane. Gene Ontology annotation, biological process: G protein-coupled receptor signaling pathway.